This is a messenger RNA of Microstroma glucosiphilum, 480 nucleotides long. Its product is annotated as TLD-domain-containing protein. Gene Ontology annotation, cellular component: nucleus. The transcript is spliced from 2 exons. Gene Ontology annotation, biological process: response to oxidative stress. NCBI's taxonomy places the organism in Eukaryota, Fungi, Basidiomycota, Exobasidiomycetes, Microstromatales, Microstromataceae. The record is from RefSeq and is a predicted model, not a curated record. The annotation marks the transcript as partial.
UACCUACCGCCUCGCCUGAAGCUGGGUAGGACCUGGAGACUGCUUUACUCCUCGGAUCAGGAUGGCGUCAGUCUCGAAACGCUAUACCACAAGGUCAGGAUAGGUGGUGGAAUCACGUCCAUAUCUGAUGCAGGCCUCGUCUUGGCCAUUCGUGACGCCGACGAUCACGUCUUUGGCGCCUUUGUCAAUGAGAGCUUCACGAAUAACAAAGGUUACUACGGUAAUGGAGACUGUUUCCUCUGGAGGACUGUCCAGCCCAAAGAAGGGACACCCUACAUCAAGACGUACCCGACGACUCUGAGGAACAACUACAACAUCCUUUCCACUCACGAGUACCUCUCUCUGGGUGGAGGAAUCGACGGGAGGUAUGGUCUGUGGAUCGACUCGUCUUUCGAGAAGGGCGUCACUGCUCGGUCUGAGACGUACGGGAACGAGAUUCUCAGCGACGAUAGAGAUCGCCCUGAGCCGGUAGGCAAGGAU